This is a messenger RNA of Rasamsonia emersonii CBS 393.64, 1152 nucleotides long. Its product is annotated as Mitochondrial deoxynucleotide carrier protein. Gene Ontology annotation, biological process: transmembrane transport. The transcript is spliced from 5 exons. Gene Ontology annotation, molecular function: transmembrane transporter activity. The record is from RefSeq and is a predicted model, not a curated record. Lineage: Eukaryota; Fungi; Ascomycota; Eurotiomycetes; Eurotiales; Trichocomaceae. Bases 1 to 1152 code for a protein of 383 amino acids.
AUGCGAGCGUGCUCAAGGGAAUAUUACGCGGCUAUUACACACCCGAUACCAAAUAUAAUACACGACGUCACCAAUUGGGUAGGAGACAGUGUACGGAGUAAACCGAUCGGAAAACCUCUCACUGUCGCCCCAACAUUCCAGCUCCCUUCUCUUUCGCACCACUACGCUCCUUUUUUUGCCAGUACUGUCCAAUGCGAUAAAUCAAUUCAGCUAUCGACGCAAAAGCCACCAUAUGGCACGAGGACGCAGGUCGUCAUCGCUGGAGGCAUAGCUGGCCUUGUCUCGCGUUUCUGCAUUGCGCCUCUUGACGUCGUGAAGAUCCGACUACAGCUGCAGAUCCACUCGCUUUCAGAUCCGACCUCGCACCAUGGAAUCAAAGGCCCGAUCUAUAAGGGGACGCUCCGGACAAUGAGGGCCAUCGUUCGGGAGGAAGGUCUCACGGCACUUUGGAAAGGGAACAUCUCCGCCGAACUCCUUUAUGUCUGCUACGGCGGCGCCCAAUUCGUGACCUAUCGCACUACGACCCAGGCCCUUUCGCGUCUGCCGCACCGUCUUCCUCCGUUGGUGGAAUCCUUCGUCUCGGGCGCGGUGGCAGGCGGCAUCGCUACAGCUGCCACAUACCCGUUCGACCUCCUCCGCACUCGCUUCGCCGCCCAGGGGAACGAUAGGAUCUACGCGUCCUUGCUGUCGUCUAUCCGGGACAUCGCCAAGCAGGAAGGGCCCACGGGUUUCUUCCGCGGCUGCUCUGCCGCCGUCACCCAGAUCGUGCCCUACAUGGGCCUCUUCUUCGCGACGUACGAGACGCUCCGCGUGCCCCUGGGCCAGUUCGACAAUCUCCCAUUCGGCUCGGGCGAUGCAGUCGCGGGUAUGGUAGCCAGCGUGCUGUCCAAGACCGGCGUCUUCCCGCUGGACCUGGUGCGGAAGCGUCUGCAGGUUCAAGGCCCGACCCGAUCGCGAUACGUGCACACGAACAUCCCCGAGUACCAUGGGGUCUUACGGACGAUAGUGACCAUCUUACAAGCACAAGGAAUGCGUGGGCUGUAUCGGGGUCUGACCGUCAGUUUAGUCAAAGCAGCACCGGCCAGCGCCGUGACUAUGUGGACGUAUGAGAGGGCUCUCAAGAUCUUGCGGGAGUUGGAACUCGGCAAAUAG